Molecule: messenger RNA, 2328 nt
Organism: Priapulus caudatus
Lineage: Eukaryota; Metazoa; Priapulida; Priapulimorpha; Priapulimorphida; Priapulidae
Product: WD repeat-containing protein 34-like
Exons: 4
Coding region: 1380-1877 (165 amino acids)
Biological process (GO): intraciliary transport
Cellular component (GO): cytoplasmic dynein complex; ciliary plasm
Molecular function (GO): dynein light chain binding; dynein heavy chain binding
Source: RefSeq, a predicted model, not a curated record
UCGUAUUUAGCAUAAUAUAUAGCAGCAGUUUUUUUAGCAUGUAGGAGCAGUAGGCAAAGAGCAUCGCGAAAAUGAGGAUCGUAUGCCAAAAGUCAUGCAGCAGUAGGCAAAUGGGCUAUUCCUCCACCAUUAAGGGUGUGAGACUUUGGUUGUGCACCUUACAGAAUUAUAAAUUGGUUUGUCUAUGCCUGUUGUAACUUCGAUUUAGAGGUACAGCGAUAAAUGUCCUCCACAGUGUGAAAAAUAUAGAUCAGCAGAAAUAUCUGGAAUAUUUUCUUGGACGUGUUUCAGCAUAUUCUAUGAGGAACGUUUUUAUUUCAUCACUCUAACAUUGGUUUUUCGUAAUUUUAUUAAAAAUAAUUAUGAUAUCAAUUUUACGUGAUAUGGAGGUGAAGUUGUCUGGUGACCUUUUAGGCCUACAAGAUGAAUUGUGAACUUUUAUUUUUGUCUAAAAAUCUGCUGAAAGAAAAUGCCUUUCGAAGUUAUUUUUGAGAUAUAAACACUUGAUGAACUGCGAUUAUGAUAAUUGAAGAAGAAAUACAAACCCGUAGUAAAACAUCAAGAGUAAACGGCCAGGGGCGAAAUAAUCAAAAGCUGCAUUUUUCAUAUGGAAAGGUUUCAGAUAACUUUGUUAUUGUUUGUUGUGUUCUUUUUUAAUUUUCUUUUGUCUUCGUUAAUCUUCUUGUCUUCUUUUUAAUCUUCGUUUGUGUUUUUUUGAUGCACAAAAUAUCCUUUAUACUUUUAUAUGAGCACUGGCAGUUUGGCCAUUUCAAAAUAAAAAUAUAGUAAAGCAAAUUAUGUUUACUAUAUAGCACUCACUUAUAUGCUGUUCAAAUGCUCAGCAACAUACAAUGUUGCCAAAUGCAUAACACUGCAUAUUUACACAAGCGGUGUGUGUUCUAUUCCUCUUCUCUUCUAUCACGCUGUUCUUCUAUCCAUCUUGUUCUCCUUUAUUCUUCUCCAAUUUGUCUUACUAUCCUCUUCUUUUCUUUUCAUUUCUCUCACAUUUAUCUUCUAUAUAUCUCCUAUCAAUUGUUCGUCUGUCCACUAGCAUGCAUGCAGAAAUCAGGUAUGCUAUAGGAAAGCACUUACCUCGGCAUUUAUUAGGGGAUAUAGAGUACAUCAAUGUUAAAAUAUUGGUAGUAAAUACGACUUUUUUAAUUGCUAUCACUUACUGAUUGGAAUAGCCAAAGGGGCUGUGUAUGUCAGGAUGUACUGUUGUCAGUGUUGACCUACAAGAGCAAAAAUUUUCUCUGUUUUUGCAAGAAAUUGGGGGAACGUUUAGUUAUAGUAACAGACUUGGUUAAUGUAACCGUCAACAAUUACUUUGUCAUUCAGUCUAAUGUAUCAUUUAAGGAAGUGGAAUUGACUCUGAACUCAUGUCACUUGUUACAAUCCCCCUCGAGCCACACAAAGGAGCCGUUUCAUCUGUUGCUACCUCGCCAUUCAGCAGUAAACUGCUUUUGACAUGUAGCUUUGAUGGCACCGUAAAGAUUUUCAAGUUGGGGCAGGAGAACACGGCUGUGUUUUCUGCAGAUCCAUCAUUGGGAUAUCUUCACUCUGCAGUCUGGUCCUACUCAAAGCCACUCACCUUUGCUGUGGCUACAGGUGAUGGAUACGUUUUGAUAUAUGACCUGUCGGAGAGCCAGUCUAGCCCUCUUCAAAAACUAAAAGCUAGUCCUGAGCUUCAACCAGUUCACCAUGUCACGUUCAACCCUUCCCUGCAUCACACUGUGGCCUCGGCUGAUAAAAAAGGUGUUGUGAAGGUGUGGCAGCUCAGCGACAGCCUCACGUACAACAGUCCGCGAGCUCUCCAGUCGUUGAACCUCUUAGCCAGCUCAGAGAAUUCCACGAAAGCUGAAACGUCGAUGAAGUGAGCGUCGGAAGCUGGCACCGCUCGGUGCUAAGUAACAGUAGCAGAUAAAUGCUCUCAGACUCUAAACCCAGCCUAGGCGAUUUAGUCGUGUGCCACUCUUCACUGCCGGUUGUGUUGAAUCGUGGUGCUGAGUGCAUCAUGCUGUGCGUACGGGUCUAGCAAUUAGAACUUGUGUGACACUGAGGUUUACCGUCCACGUGUAGCAGACUACUCUUGUAGUAGAGUAUUCCCAUCCGUGCCGGAGAAGACUUGUGCAAAAUAGACUUCAAUUUUAAUAUCCAUGCAGAGCAGAAAUUAUGUGAUAGAAACUUAGAUUUUACUAUCUAUGCAGAUUAGAACUUCUAGACCAGACUAGAAGACUUUGUAGACUAGACUACAAGAGUUAAAGUUUACGCAGUGGCUACGCGUGCGGUCAUCCAUUACAAAGCUCAGCACGGGUCAGGGAAGUUAGC